ACUUCACCAAUUCAAGCUUCUGCGAAUUGCGAUAAUCACAAUGGCAACCCUGGAGGAGAAGCUGGAUAAGAUCCGGUCACCUAAUCUCCAAAGCCAGCAGCAAACUGUUGUGGUUUUAAAAGCGGUCGAAGAAACACUCAAGGAACAGAAUACCCAACCGACGCCGACAGGAUACUUCGCUGCGCUGUUGGCCCUAUUAAACCAGUCACUCGAAACUGGAAAAAUAAAUAAAGAAUUAACACCAUCCGUCGUAUAUCUCCUCGACAUUGUUACGCCUUUUGCGCCGCAACCUCUCCUCCGAUCCAAAUUCACACAGAUCCUUUCGCUUCUCGCCCCGGUGCUACUCCUAGACGAUGCUGAGGCGCCAUUAGUAAAACCUUCCAUUGGGUGCCUUGAAUCACUACUUCUUGCGCAAGAUUCGGCAGCAUGGAAACUUCCGACAAGCGAAAUAAGUCCGCGACGAGCUGUCGCUGGACUUUUAAAUCUUGCUACGGACCACCGACCGAAAGUACGAAAGCGGGCCCAAGAUGCGCUACGCAAAGUGCUCAAGAAUCCUCCCCCAAGCCCAUCUUUGGAUCAUCCAGCAGCAGAUCUCUGCGCUGAGACGGCGAUGAGGAGCUUGACGGAUAUCGCAAAUAAGGCUGCAUUAUCGAGGAAGCAGAAGAGGUCAUCCGCCGAACACGACCCCGCGCUCAUCCAUGCGCUACAACUUACGAAGAUGAUUGCGAUAGCUAGUGGUGGCUGGCCCAGCAAAAAUAUCGAGGCAUUGUGUGAACUUUUACUUAGCAUCGCAAAGAGUGGGAACGAGCACAUGACAAUGGCCGUCUUCGAAAUCUUCGAGAUGAUUUUCGAGGGCAUGGCAGAUGAGGUUGCGUCUACCAAAUUACCACGUCUCCUCGAAAUUAUCUCCGAGAUGCGCCCCUCAUCCAACGAUACACAACUUCUUCCUCCUUGGAUCGCCAUAUUAUCCCGAGGUUACGAUGUCUCAGCCCAAAUGGAACCCGAAGAUACGUUUCAAAAACUCCCCGAUCUUUUCACAAUGGUGUCCGAAUUUCUUGAAUCAUCUUCGCAUAACAUAAGAAUUUCUGCAUCGGAAUGCUUAAUAUCGUUUAUGGUGAACUGCAUCCCCGAGCAAGUCAUAGUUGAACCUUCGAUCUAUGAUGAGAAAGUCCUCGAGAAAGUGGCUAAGAUUGCCGAGAACCUUCUUAGCGUAAAAUACCAGGCUGCGUGGAUGGAGACGUUCAACGUACUUGGCGCGACUUUUGAUGUUCUGAGGUGGCGUGCUGAUCCAAUGAUGCUGAAUGUUGUGCGAACGGUUGGCGAACUCCGUGGCAACGACUCCUUCAUGGGCAAAAAGGAAGCGGAUGAAGUUCUCGGCAAAGCAAUCCGAGCAAUUGGCCCCGAAUCCGUGCUCAGCGUACUGCCCCUGAAUCUUGUCAAGCCAGUUAAGGGCCAAUCCGGCAGAGCUUGGAUGCUGCCAAUUCUCCGAGAUUAUACUUCAAAUACCAACCUUCAACAUUUUAGAACUGAGUUCAUCCCUUUGAGCGAGGCGAUGUUUCAACGGGUUCUAGACAACGGCGAGGCUGCUAAGACUAUGGAGAUCAAGAUAUACGAAACUUUGGUACACCAAACAUGGUCCAUUCUACCGGGUUACUGCGACUUGCCGUUAGAUUUGACAGUAGCAUUUGACCAGGUGUUUGCUGAGAUGCUCGCUAAUCUUUUGUAUAAGCAAGUUGAUCUCAGGCUUGACGUUUGCCGAGCACUCAAGGCUCUUGUCGAAUCGAACCAAGCGGUGGCUUCGGUCGAGGACGAGAGCUCAAUCCUUACAAGUCGAGUCUCUAAAGUAGACGCUCAAAAGAAUUUGACUUAUCUCGGGGGGUUCGCAGGUAACUUACUAGCGGUACUUUUCAACGUCUACAGCCAAACACUUCCCCAAUCCAGGGGCCCCAUACUUCAGACGAUCAACGCUUAUCUUAGUAUCACACCUGAGAAGGAACUUGUUGAGACAUUUGACCGUGUCAGUACAAUGUUGGCUUCUUCGCUAAAUGAGGCCAACGGUGAGGAGAAUAAGAAGCAGAAGCAAAAGCAGAUGCCUUCUACAAGUCAGACGCUGAUGGAUUUGGUAAUUACUAUGUCGGUGUAUCUCCCGCGCCAGAGUUUUAGCUCACUCUUCAACAUCGCUGCGCUCAUCAUUGUCAAGGAUGAUGACCCUCAGUUACAGAAGAAAGCCUAUAAAUUAAUACCGCGACUAGCCGAUUCGGAUACUGGCAAAGUUGCGCUUCAAGAACGAAAUGCGGAACUUCAAAACCUGAUUCUAUCGAGCUCGGAGAAGGUCUCGGUUCCUGCGCGAAGAGAACGGUUGGCGACAAUUGCCGCGUUGGUGCCGUUUAUUCCCGACGAUUCCCUUCACUUCAUCCCAUCGGUACUGUCAGAAGUAGUUAUAUGUUGCAAAGAACAUAACGAGAAGGCCAGAACCUCAGCCUUCGAACUACUAGUGCUUAUGGGUCAAAUACUAGCAGAUGCGAAGGGCAAAUUGAUCGACAACAGUAAAGUUCCUCACAUGCCAAACGAUUCCCCAUCCGUACCUGCAAGCAUCGAGGAAUACUUCACCAUGGUGAGUGCUGGUCUCGCGGGUAGCACCCCUCACAUGAUAUCCGCCUCUAUCACCGCCCUCACUCGCAUCCUAUACGAAUUUCGAGAGACAGUCAGCCAGGCAGUUCUAAGCGACCUUGUACAAACUAUGGACCUUUUCUUAACAUCCAAUAAUCGAGAGAUUGUCAAGAGUGUCUUAGGAUUCGUGAAGGUGUGCGUUAUUAGCUUACCCACAGAACUAAUGCUGCCGCGCCUAACAACCAUGAUUCCAAACUUAAUGGUAUGGGCGCACGAGCACAAGGGACACUUCAGGGCCAAGGUCAAGCACAUUCUAGAACGAAUGGUUCGUCGCUUUGGCUUUGACCCUGUUAAUCGGAAUUGCCCCGAAGCCGACCGGAAGUUGCUUACCAACAUCCGCAAAACUAAGGAGCGCAGCAAGAAGCGGAAGGAUGCUGCUAAGGAAGCGGGUGACGAGGAAGAUGGCGAUCAACAAAGUGGCAAGCGACGCAGUCGGUUCGAGAGUGAGUAUGAUGAGGCAUUGUACAGCAGCGAUGAGUCAGAUGCUUCCGAUGACUCGGACGCCGAGGUCCUCGGAAAGUCCCGAAAAUCCCAAAAGGGAGGUUCGGCAUACAUCAUGGAAGAUGAGGAUGAACCAUUGGAUCUCUUAGAUCGCAAGGCGCUCGCCAGUAUCUCCUCUACUAAACCCGGCAAAUUACGCAAGGCUGGCAAGACUAAGGCUAAGACGGACUUGGACGGCAAAUUGAUCCUUGGCGAGGAAGACGAGGAUGAUGAUGCUAUGGUCAUCGAUACGCCAGCUCAAGGGGGCAGAGAAGAGAGCGGUGUUGGUGCCUAUGUCGCGGCUCUUAAGAGCAAAGACGUGGGGCGUAGAGGCCGCGGUGGACGUCUUAAGUUCUCCAAUAGACGAGGUAAAGAUGAUGAAGACGACGAAGAAAUGGAUGUCGACGAGAAAGACGUCUCGGCUAUUAAAUCGCAAGUCAACAGAGGAGGUAGAGGUGGCAAUGGAUUCCGAGGACAGCGUGCAGGACGUGGCGGAGGUAUGCGCGGUGGAAGGAGCGGCAGGGGUGGUAUUGCUUCCGGAAGGCGAGGACUUGGGCAGGAAAGGAGACACGGUCCGUCUUUCGCUGGCAAGGUUGGGAAGCCUAAAUCUCCCGGUAGAAGGUGAUCCGGUAUCCUGGGAUUAGGAUAUUAGAUCGAGUUUGAUACCCGCUUGCAGUACACAUCUCGUGCUGCCCUACCUAUAAAAUUUCCGUUUGAUAGUUUAGUUACGGUCAAGGCGUUAUUACGGAUCAUCGGAUCAUGAACAUGAAUUAUACAUAUUUUUUCUCGUUAAAA
Molecule: messenger RNA, 3945 nt
Organism: Hypoxylon trugodes
Lineage: Eukaryota; Fungi; Ascomycota; Sordariomycetes; Xylariales; Hypoxylaceae
Product: NUC173-domain-containing protein
Exons: 2
Coding region: 41-3775 (1244 amino acids)
Source: RefSeq, a predicted model, not a curated record